This is a messenger RNA of Ornithodoros turicata, 804 nucleotides long. Its product is annotated as peptidyl-prolyl cis-trans isomerase H-like. The transcript is spliced from 8 exons. Gene Ontology annotation, biological process: protein folding; protein peptidyl-prolyl isomerization. The record is from RefSeq and is a predicted model, not a curated record. Gene Ontology annotation, molecular function: peptidyl-prolyl cis-trans isomerase activity. The coding region runs from base 226 to 777 and encodes 183 amino acids. Gene Ontology annotation, cellular component: intracellular membrane-bounded organelle. Lineage: Eukaryota; Metazoa; Arthropoda; Arachnida; Ixodida; Argasidae.
AAAAUCCAAAUCAUGCAAAUGUGCCAUCUGCUAACCGCGCACUGCCGCAACAAGAGUAGCCGGUCAGUGAAACCAUGUGUGUUUGUCUUUGUGAUUAAUCUUUCGGGGUUCGACUACGGGCUACGGGCCUUUGUUUGUGUAUAGUUUUGUCACCUCGUGUUCCGUAGCGCUUCAGCGGCAGCCUCACUUUGGACCACCGUGCUUGGGACUACGGACAGUCUGACUAUGAGCUGGAACCAAAUUCAACAACAACUUCGACACCCCAAUAACCCAGUAGUAUUCUUCGAUAUUACGAUCGGAUCUACGGAAGUUGGAAGAAUGAAAAUGGAACUGUUUGCCGACGUUGUACCCAAGACGACAGAAAACUUUAGGCAGUUUUGCACAGGAGAGUACAAGAAAGACGGCGUUCCAAUUGGUUACAAGGGAUGCACUUUUCAUAGGGUGAUCAAAGACUUUAUGAUUCAGGGAGGAGACUUUGUGAAUGGAGAUGGAAUGGGUGUGAUGAGCAUCUACGGAAGCACCAAGUUUCCCGAUGAAAACUUUAAACUGAAACACGACGCGCCGGGACUGCUUUCUAUGGCUAACAGUGGGAGAGACACAAAUGGCUGCCAGUUUUUCAUCACCUGCGCAAAAUGUGAUUUUCUAGACGGGAAGCACGUGGUGUUUGGUCGUAUCCUCGAUGGCCUCCUUGUGAUGAGAAAGAUUGAAAAUGUCCCUGUCGGACCCAAUAACAAGCCAAAAAUUCCUGUCAUAAUUUCCCAGUGUGGUGAAAUGUAAAAAAGGGUACUAAAAAGUCUCAAAGUA